UUUUUCUUUUUCUUCAUUACAGUUAUUAAGUUCAUCUCUUUUAUUUAUGCAUUAAAACUUUUCCCAUUCUCAGACAUCAAAAAAACACCUAAAAACUACAACCGCUCUGUGUGUUGUUGCUAUCCUUUAUAGGUCUGCUUCAGACUUAACUAUACGUAACACCUAUACUCUAUACUAUCAGAUUUCAGUACUACUGCUUAUAUAGUAGUGUAAGUGGAAAUGUUUCUACUACAUUCUGCUCUUUAAUAAAAAUGGUCCUUUCUUCAAGACACAAAUACAGGAGGGAGAGCUGCAUCUUCUCUUCUUGUUGUGUCUGUUAGUGCUUUCCUGAUAAAAGAAGGCAAAAAAAUGAGCCAGUGUUUCCAUUUCUAUUGUCUGGGCACUUUUUAGCUAAUAAGUUUUUUCUGCACUUUUUGGUUUUUGCUUAUUCCUCUGUUCUGGGGGGCUGUCUGUCUUAUGGAUUUUGGGCUAAUUAGUUUGGACAAUGGGGGGUUAAUGUGUUCUGGGACUACCACAACAACAACAACAACAACGUUUUCUGCUACUUCUGAUGCCGCUGAGGCUGCUAAAAGCAAGCUGUACGGAUCUGGUUUUCUCAAGCAGGAAAGGUCUUGGACUGGUACUGAAGAUGACCUGAGGGACUUAAAAGUUGGGAGGAUUAGUGCUUCUUCUUCAGGUGGUGAUGAUUUUUCGGUUUCCAACAAACCAAUGCUUAGAAAUACUCCUUUAAUGAGAUCUAAUAGUAUUGGUACUAAUAGUAAUAGUUUCCUCCCUGAAGGCCAACAGAUGCUCAGCUUCUCUUCUCCCAAUUCUCAGACUGUGACAUUACCUUAUUAUCACCCCUCUUCAAUUGCUUAUUCCAGAAAUGUUGCAGGUAGGUUUGUACAUGAAAAAAAAAAAAUUCCAUCUUUGUUACGCUGUCUUUACUGAUGGAGCAUCAAAAAGUUGAUGUGGGUUGCUGCCUAUACUUUGUCUCAUUUUUUGGUGGAGUGAGUAUUAAUGGGGGAAACCUGAGCAUUUUUGCACGAGUCAUGAAGUCAGCUUUAAAAGCUAAAACUAACUAAUUUUUGCUAUUUUUCUAUUAAUGGGGUCACCAGUUUAGCUUAUUUCUUAUCUGGGUUUAAUCAAUCAAUCCCAGUAAGCACUAUCUCUAGAGUCUUCCAUGCAUGUUUUGGGUAAGAUGGGAUGGUGUUUAUUCAUUAUUGUGAUGGUAAUAUGGAGUCGGGUACUGUGUAGCAGGACAGGGAGUGGAGGAAAUAUAGGAGAAACAGAUGAUCCAUCUCUUCAUUUAUGAGUCCUUUUUUUGGAUCGAAAGGUGUAUCUUUUUUCAUGGUUUUGAUCUUUAAUUUGUUUCUUACCCUUUCUGCUAAGUUUUCAUACUUUUUCCGUGGGACUGGAUAUUCGUGACUCUUUUGUCGUCCCCCAAAAUGUUGAAAACAGAGUUGUUUUCAGACAGUAUUUUUUUUCUCCCUUUCUCAGAUACUUUGUGUCUACAGUUUUUGUUGGUCUAUUGGAAUGUUUUAAAACUUUCUGAAGAGUAUUUUCUCUCUGUGUUUUGUUUUGUUACCUGAUCCAUUCUUUUUUCCUUCUCGUUUCAGGUUUGAAUGCUGCAAGUAUGCAUGGAGUAUUGUCUGGAAUCAGAGGACCAUUCACUCCUUCUCAGUGGAUGGAGCUUGAACACCAAGCCUUGAUCUACAAGUACAUCAAUGCCAAUGUGCCCAUUCCUUCUUAUCUCCUCACUCCAAUCCGAAAAGCUCUUGAUUGUGCCGGUUUCACAAGCUUUGCCGGCCUCAGACCCAAUGCUUUUGGAUGGGGUGCUUUCCAUCUGGGAUUUUCGAAUAGUAAUGAUCCUGAGCCGGGAAGGUGCCGGCGGACUGACGGCAAGAAAUGGCGGUGCUCUAGAGAUGCAGUUGCAGACCAGAAGUACUGUGAGCGGCAUAUGAACAGAGGCCGCCACCGUUCAAGAAAGCCUGUGGAAGGCCAAACUGGCCAUUCUGUUGCAGGAAUCACUAACGCGGCCAAGCUGAUGCCUAAUUCCUCUGCAUCGGCUGCUGCGGUGGUUCCCGGAGGCCUUACACCUCACCAUCAGCUCAACAACCCUCAGGCUGGUGCCACUAAUACUCAGUGUGCUACAUCUCCGCAUCUCGACAGGAAUUUUCUGGGUAAGGAUAAUUCUGGCGGAAGGUUUCAAGAUACGACCACUCUGCCCAUCAUAUCUUCUUCGAGCAUAAACUUGAAAGAAAGCCAAUAUCCUAUCUCGAAACCGCAUGAGGCAUAUGUAGAUUCUUCUCGUGGCGAAUUUGGACAAGUUUGCUCUGAUUCUCUACUAAAUCCGUUGGACAGAAGCUCUUCACUUGUUAACUGCAGUAACUAUGGAACUUCUGAAGAUGUUAAUGAUCAAGAUAACAAGACAAAUUCUGGCCUCCGGCAAUUUAUGGAUGACUGGCCUAAUAACCGGACUGAACGGUCAGCUGUUUCGUGGCCUGACAUUGAUAUGCACUCAGAUAACAGGACUCAGCUUUCCAUUUCCAUAUCUAUGGCUGGUUCGGACUUCAUGUCCUCUACAUCAUCUCCCACCAAUGAGAAAGUCACUGCUUCCCCACUAAGCUUAUCGCGGGAACUUGAGGCUACACAUAUGGGGUUAGGAGUUGGUACCAUUGUCAAUGAACGCUCGCAAAGACAAGCAAAUUGGAUUCCUAUCUCGUGGGAAUCAUCCAUGGGAGGUCCUCUCGCUGAGGUUUUGCAUAGCACGAACAACAACACGAAUGACAGCCGAAGCUCCUCUGCUCUAAACCUCAUGACUGAGGGUUGGGAAGGGAGCCCUCAGUUAGCGUCAUCUCCUACCGGGGUUCUGCAGAAGUCCACAUUCAUGUCCCGGUCUAACAGCAGCAACGGCAGCAGCCCGAGGGCUGUGACGAGCAAGGCGCAUGAAGGAGUCAGCCUCUGCAGUGGCGUCUUCGGGCCAACCUUAAUGAAUCCAGCAUUGCCUGCACUGUAACCUGAACCGGAGUCACUGAACCAUGAUGUUUGAAGUUGUAUCCCUGUAGCGAGUUUUAGCACAAAACUGCUGACAAACACGAACACCAGAUCGAUUAACAUUCCAGUUGGGAAUUUCUUUAAUUUGUUUGAAGUCUUGUGUAAUCCCUUUUUAUUAUCCUUCAGGGGCAUAGAUUUACCAGUAGAAUCCGGCUAAUUUUUAUUAAGGAUUUGACAUUUUGCCCCAUUUUCAAGUGAUGAUGAUGAUUGUGUAACCGUAGGUGUGUAUCAAUCAGACUAUAUCAGUAUGACAUGGAAUUCUCUGUUAUUGUCCAUCAACAUGUGAU
Oldenlandia corymbosa var. corymbosa is the source of this 3323-nucleotide messenger RNA. Lineage: Eukaryota; Viridiplantae; Streptophyta; Magnoliopsida; Gentianales; Rubiaceae. The record is from the annotation of a GenBank genome assembly.